This is a messenger RNA of Aspergillus neoniger CBS 115656, 931 nucleotides long. RefSeq lists its product as uncharacterized. Lineage: Eukaryota; Fungi; Ascomycota; Eurotiomycetes; Eurotiales; Aspergillaceae. The transcript has 5 exons. The coding region runs from base 1 to 681 and encodes 226 amino acids. The record is from RefSeq and is a predicted model, not a curated record.
AUGAGCUCCAACAUUAACAUUUUUAAACUUCUUGCCGUCGCCGGCCUUCUUUCUGCAUCCGUGGCGUGUUCGACUGAGUCUGAUGUGGAAAUUACUUUUUAUGGGUAUCCUGACAACGAUCCUCCCAGUGCGGAUAUUGCUUAUGAUUGUGGUCGUGGUUACACGGCAGGAGGCACCGGCACCUAUGAUGACCCUCUCACCUUUGCCACUGCUCCUGGGGAGUUUGAAAAGUGUGAGAUCGUCUAUCUGCCGUACCUUCGCAAGUACCUCCGCUUCGAGGACACAUGCGCGCAGUGCACUACCGAUUAUGACAACGGCAAGCUCCACAUCGAUAUUUGGACUGGAUCUACCAAGUCCAGUGGUGGCGAUACCCAGAUUGACUGCGAAGAUUCUUUGACCCCGGAUGAUUCUAAAACCGUCAUCAUCAGCCCGGGAACCUCCUACACCGUCAACUCGGACGAGCUCUUUGCGAGCGGCAAAUGCUAUACAUCGAACACUUAUAGCAGUGCCGACGCUUCGAGCUACUGCAGUUCCGGUUCUUCGGGUUCGAGCUCCAGCUCUGGCUCCGGUUCCGGCUCCUCAUCUUCCUGCUCCUGGUCAGGCCAUUGUGCCGGUGCUUCCUGCUCAACCGAGAACGACUGCUCCGACAAUCUCACCUGCCAGAGUGGCAAGUGCGCCUGAGCACAGUACUACUGCCGCGGUAGCUGGACGGACAUUGUUGGACCAAAGUGCGUGACACAGGACAGGUCCUUCUACAUUGUGUGAUCAUGUGAUACAAUCUGCUUGUCCUUCUUUACUUCAGGCAAUCAAAACCCUGAGAAAUUACCCUCAGAGGAUUAGUAUUACCUGGCGCGCGGACUCGCUGCCACUGGCCAUGACAAGCAGAAUCUGUUCAACUGCAACGGAACCAUGUAUUAUAAAGCUAUCUGUC